Molecule: messenger RNA, 13940 nt
Organism: Eleginops maclovinus (Patagonian blennie)
Lineage: Eukaryota; Metazoa; Chordata; Actinopteri; Perciformes; Eleginopidae
Gene: shank1
Product: SH3 and multiple ankyrin repeat domains 1
Exons: 28
Coding region: 347-7672 (2441 amino acids)
Cellular component (GO): dendritic spine; postsynaptic membrane; postsynaptic density
Molecular function (GO): ionotropic glutamate receptor binding; synaptic receptor adaptor activity
Source: RefSeq, a predicted model, not a curated record
GCUGGGAGCGAGGAUAAUGCUCCAUCCCUCAGCGUACAGCAGCACGCCGGGCUCCUUGUAAUUUCUUGGGGCAACAGCGGCUGUGGGGAAGAGGAGGGUCUUCAUUGUUGCAGCAGUGAUUAUCUUUUCUUUUUUUUCCCUUUAUCCAGUCUUCAUCAUCUUCCUGCUCGCCCCUCCUCGCUCCUUACUCCUUUGCAACUGGCAACCGCUGGGCUCCCCCUUCUCUCUUUUUCUACUUGUGUCCCUUUUUUUCUGAGGAGGCAUUUCUGUAUUUCUUCAGGGAUUGUAGAAGAGAUGUCUCUCUGGGAAUGAUGAUGUUGCCACUUGUGCCGCCCUUUCUGUCACCAUGACGAUGCCGUUCAGCCCCCUGUCCAGCGACGAGGAGCAACAAAGGAUGCUGGGAAACAACCGACAUCUCUAUCCAGGGGCAGAGAACGAAGAAGAGGAGGAGGAAGAGGAGGAGGAGGAAAUGGAAGAAGAUGAGCGUGAAGAGGACCAGGAGGAGGAGAAUGGGGAGCUGGAGGGGGAAGAGGAAGACUAUGAAGAGGAGGUGGUGGAGGAGGUCAGGCGAGGUGGCUUGUCAAGGGGAGGCAGGGCUGAGGGACACAGGCAGUCAGGUAAACUGGCCGGAAGACCCACGGGGGACAGACAGAUCCGGCCAGGGAACCCUGGACACACCACAAACCCUUACUCGUCCAAUCCUGGACCCACGCACCAACAACCAGCCAAUCACCAGCAGAGGAGGCUGAAGGAGCGCAGCACCGGCUCAGUUCCGUCUGAAGACACCCACAUUGCCAUGAUGGUGUUCCGCAUCGGCAUCCCAGACAUAAAGCAAACGAAAUGUUUGCGCUUUAACCCAGAUGCCACGGUGUGGAAGGCCAAGCAGCAGGUGCUGUGCUCCCUGACUGAAUCUCUGCGGGACGUCCUGAACUAUGGUCUGUUCCAGCCCGCCACUGAUGGUCAUGAUGCCAAAUUCCUAGAGGAGGAGAGGCUGCUCAGAGAGUACCCACAGUCCUUUGAAAAAGGGGUACCAUAUUUAGAGUUUCGAUACAAGACCAGGGUGUACAAACAGACCAAUCUGGAUGAGAAGCAACUGGCAAAACUGCACACCAAGGCUAGUCUGAAGAAAUUCAUGGAUUAUAUCCAAACCAGCGCUGUGGACAAGAUGUCCAAGUUUUUAGACAAAGGCCUCGAUCCCAACUAUCAGGACCCUGACACCGGCGAGACUGCUCUGUCCCUGGCGGUGCAGUGUGAGCCGGGUGGAGGUGAGGCCAUCCGGGUCCUGGUGGAGGGAGGGGCUCACAUUGACUUCCGCGCCAAAGAUGGACUCACACCCUUACACAAAGCUGUGCGAGGCCACCGCCAUACAGCCCUGCUGGUCCUGCUGUCCCUGGGUGCAUCUGCAGACUAUAAGGACCGGCGAGGGCUGACGCCACUCUACCACACUGUGCUGACAGGCGGGGACACCUCCUGCUGUGAAACAUUGCUUUACCACCACGCCAAACUGGGCAUCAGGGAUGAGAACGGCUGGGACGAGACACAUCAGGCCUGUCAAAAUGGUAACUCGCAGCAUCUGGAGCACCUCCUCUUCUAUGGGGCAGAUUCUUCCUCCCAGAAUGCCUCUGGAAACACUGCCUUGCACAUCUGUGCUUUAUACAACAAGGAAAGCUGUUCACGAAUUCUGCUCUACCGAGGAGCAAAUAAAGACACAAAGAACAAUAGUGGGCAGACCCCUUUUCAGGUGGCUGUUAUGUCCGGCAAUUUUGAGCUGGGAGAAAUCAUCAAAAACCACCGGGACACAGAUGUGGUUCCCUUUGUGGAGUCUCCUAAGUACGCACCGCAGAGGCGAGAAAGCACCCGUACCCUGACGAUACCCCACCCUCACCCCUUCCUUCGAGCAAACAGUGACAGCAGUAUGAACCUACCAGACUGGAUGGCAGUGCCCAAUGCCCCAGGGACCAACAUUGUCUCUGUGCAGGGUUAUAAGCAUACAGGAACCCUGCGGAGCUCCAGCAGUCCCAGAGGGGCAAGGACGCGCUCCCCGUCCCGAGGAAGAAUCGGAGACAAGGAGGACCGGAGCAGGCAGAGUCGGAGACAGGGCCCUACCCCUGCCAGCACAGCUGGACAAACCGCAGGCCAGCGGAGACGCCUUUACAGCGCUGUCCCUGGACGAGUCUUUGUAGCUACUCGAUCACAUUCUGCCCAGGGCGAGCGGGAAAUCAGCUUUAAUAAGGGAGACAGGGUCAAAGUGUUGAGUGUUGGCGAAGGUGGGUACUGGGAGGGGACGGUCAAGGGUCGCACAGGCUGGUUCCCCUCUGACUGUGUGGAGGAAGUGAUCCUUCGAAGCCAAGAAAACCGAUCAGAGAGUCGUGGAGAGCGGGCCAAAAGGCUGUUCCGUCAUUACACUGUGGGAUCCUAUGACAGCUUUGAUGCUCCCAGUGACUACAUAAUAAAGGAGAAGACAGUGCUUCUACAGAAGAAAGACAGCGAGGGUUUCGGCUUUGUGCUAAGAGGGGCUAAAGCUCAGACUCCUAUCGAGGAGUUCACCCCGACCCCGGCUUUCCCUGCUCUGCAAUACCUGGAGUCUGUGGACGAGGGAGGUGUUGCCUGGAGAGCCGGGCUCAGGAUGGGGGAUUUCCUGAUAGAGGUCAAUGGUCAGAAUGUGGUGAAGGUCGGUCACCGACAGGUCGUCAACAUGAUCCGGCAAGGGGGAAAUAGCCUGAUGGUGAAAGUUGUCAUGGUGACCCGCAACCCCGAUAUGGAGGAGGGUUCGAGGAAGAAAAUCCCCCAGCAGAGUAAGAGGCUGAGCACUCCGGCUAUCGCCCUACGAUCCAAAUCCAUGACUUCAGAACUAGAGGAGAUGGUAGAGAGAGCUGCUACCCCUUGGAAAAAAAAAUCAGAAUUCGAAUCCUCCCAAGUUACCGAGAAGAAGAGGACAGUCUAUCAGAUGGCUUUGAAUAAACUAGAUGAAAUUCUUGCAGCAGCUCAGCAGACAAUCAGCACCAAUGAAGCACCAGGGACACGGGGACAGGGGCCAAAAAGAGACAGAGGAAGAAGUUUCUAUGGCAAUGAGCCAAACUUCGGGGAUCAGUCCGGGAUGGGGAUGAUGUCGUCUGGGUUGGGCCUCGGCUAUGACCGUGGCCAGUUCACUUCAGGUCAUGGCCCACCGCACGGUAUGCUGCGGCAGAAGUCCAUCGGAGCGGUCGAGGAUGAAAGGCAAUUCCUGCAUCCUCCAGCCAUGAAGUUUGCUCGCAGUCUGUCAGUGCCCGGCCCAGACGAAAUCCCCCCCCCUCCCACCACGGCACCACCAGACCCUCCAUUCUCCUCUGCUCCGCCACUAGGUUGGAGAACAAAGUCAUCCCAGCAGCCCUCUGUCUCUGUGUCCCAGUCCACAGCCACCUCUGCACACUAUCAACCCUACUCCCAGCCAGUGCACUUCACCCAUGGGGGCAGGGAAAGGGCAGGGGGUCCAAGCACUGGCCCCAGUGGUGGAGCGGUGGACCACACCACUGCCUAUGCACACGCAGCUCCCCAUACUGCUCAAAGCAGGACUGCUUCGAGGAAGGUUACCUAUACCGGGGAGCCUGUUGGAGCUGGUACAGGGGCUGGUGGAGGGGCCAGGGCAGCAGGUCUUAGAAGAGGUUACAGCACAGCUGUCCCCCCAUCCAGCAUUGCCACUGUAAUGCCCCAGCAACAACAGCCUGCCCAGAGUCAGCCCCAUCGCGCAGACCGCAGUGCAGCUGGAGCAGGCGGUCCUAAAGGAGGGGCCCGGAGAGGUAAAGGCCCCCUGGUGAAGCAAUCCAAGGUAGAAGACCUGCGUUUGGGCCAGGGUACACUGGGGGGCAAAGGCACAGUGGAGAAAAGCUCCAUUCCCAUCCCAACAAUUAUUGUCAAGGCCCCUUCAACCAGCAGCAGUGGACGCAGCAGCCAAGGCAGCAGUGUGGAAGCUGAUGUUCCAGCAUCAGGGGAAACAGAUGAAGCCAAAACAGCUCAUGGUCCUCCUCCCUCCGGUCCUGCUCCACAGCCCCCUGCCCCACCUUCCAUCCCAGCACCGCCGCCUCCAUCCUUGCCCUCUAUGCGUGCCCAGGAUAAUAUGGACUAUACCAGCCAGUUUGGUGCUGCCAUUGUUGGCGCAGCUCGCCGAGACAGGGAACGGUUUCAUGAAGCCCGCCGAAAGAGCUCCUCAAUGUUCAUGUCUGCUGAUGAGGAUGUGAUUCUUGGGGGAGUGAGUGAUGGCAUAUCAAGGACUCAAGUGUCGCAGCAACAGCUUAGCACACAGGCUGAAAGUUCAUCGACACGGCUACGCCCCUCGAAGUCUAUUGAUGAGGGCAUGUUCUCCGGGGACAGCUUUAUCCAUCACACCCGCAGUAUGCCUCCAGCCUUUGGCCUACCUGAGUACUCCUCACCUGCCCAAGACUAUCAGCCCAAGUCUGUACCUACUGAUUUAUACACUGGCAGGCAGUCCACAUCCUCUAGUAACACCACCUUCAUUCACCCUCUAACAGGAAAGGCUCUUGACCCCACAUCGCCACUAGGUCUUGCCCUAGCUGCGAGAGAGCGUGCUCUGAGGGAUGACAGCAGGUUACGGAGGGGAACAGAUCACCACUUCACCCGCCAGAUGUCGAGUGGGGGGUUUCCUUCGUCUUCUGUCACCUCUCAGCCAGUGUCUUCCACUGCCCAGUCCUCCAGCUCCUCUUACCUGGUCACCUCAUCUUCUCUGGCUGCUACCACGGCCACUGUUGGCCGCCCACCCUCACCUAGAAUUCUCAGAGGAGUUGGGAGUCAGUGGAAUGAGGAAGGCGGUGGAGGAGAGAGGGAGCGAGAAGGAGGAGGGGCACGUGAGGGGCUGAGAGUUCGGUUUUCCGAAGAUAAAACGGUCCACACACACCACUACCAGUCCCAGCCGUAUCAGCCUACCUACAAGGAGAGGGAGAGGGAGAGGUCGAGGGAGCGGGAGAGGUCUAGGGAACGGGAGAGGGAGCUGUCACGAGAAAGAGAGAGGGAUCAAGAGAGGGAGGGUUAUUUGAGGAGGGCAGAGCAGGCUGCUGCCACUGAUAGUGCUGCUCAGCAGGCGUCCCAGCAGCCUCAGAGGCCCUCUUUUCUCAGGAUGGAAAGUCAAGCUGAUGCCUAUAUCUUGUCCCUCACCCCUCCCUCUCCUCCCCCUACCGGUACUCAGCAGACAGCGAACAGUACUGGGAGCACUGGGACUGGUUUGAUGGUUCUUCCUCCCCCUGCCCCUUCAAUUGAUGCGGACGAUGAGUUUGUCUACGCAGACCCUCUCCCACCUCCGUUACAGUUUGCUAACAGCUUCGACAGGGGAAUGGGGGGAAUUUCAGGGUACUCGCAACACGGGAUUCGCCCCAAUAGCCUGACUUCCCGCCAACAGCAGGUCCCACCCCCUCCACCUCCACCUCCUCCACCACCACCUCCAACAACCCAAAAAGAUUCAUUUAUAUGUGGGUUUCCAGCUCAUACACCCCUGCCCUCACCUCAGGCAGGGGACUCCACUGCCUCCAGCCUCACAUCUUAUGACAGCGAGGUGGCUAACCUGACUCAGUCCGCUCACUCCCCCUCCCAAACCUCACCCAACCCUCUGCCCUCUCACUCGCCCUCUACCCUGCAGCCCUCCUCAGUAUCAGGACCUCCGCCUCCCCCUUCAGUCUCGCCACCGCCUCCUCCUGGAUCCUAUCACAGACCCUUCUCUAUGUCCCACCCCCAUCACCUUUACAACAGCUCUCACACGCCUGGACGCUCAUCCCCCACGCCUCCCCCGCACACAGUUGCGCCUCCCCCGGCCUACCGUGGUCCCCCUGCACACUCCUCCACUGCUGCCACCCCUGCCACACAUAGGGGCACUGCCUCACAUGCCAUGACCGCUAGCUGUGCCACUACAACCACCGCUGCUGCCACCACAACAAGCACCUCCACUCAGCUCUACCAGGAGCGCAUACACACCACACAUACAACACCUUCCACUGCCAUUAGUCGCAAGACAGGGGAGCACCAUCGUCCUCCCCCCGCUGCCAAGAAAGGAGAGUCCCAGGAGACAGUGGUGGACUCUGGGAUUGAAGAGCUGGACAGCCGCAGCAGCAGUGACCACCACCUGGACAGCAUCCUGGCAGGUGGCCGGGGAGACAGGCUGGACCGCGCGGAAAGGGGAGGACGGAUUGGAGGGGGAGGUGGGACAGGGGAAUCAGAAAGGGGAGGAGAUUUUCUGGAGUCGUACAUGAGCUACCUGGAUGGACAAUCUUUUGAGAUGCAGAAUGCUACAGCAGCUGCCUCCACCUACCCGAAAAGCAACCGGUUCAGAGAGGGAGGUCGCACCAGUGAUAUGCACAGGCAGACCAGCACUGCUCCAGCAUCCUUCCACUCUCACAGACAAAGGGACGAGCAGACAGAGGACGAGGUUGAGGACGGAGUGGACGAAAGUGGCAGGGAUCGCUAUGGGGUGAGGGAUAUGCAUUUGGGACGUCCCGUUUCACCGUAUUUUGAUCGCCCUCGCACCCCUGAGAUGAAGCCUCUCUGGGACGAGGGGCAAAUGGCCGGUGACCAAUCUGCAGCACUUUUAGAGGGGAAGAAGAUUUACCCUCCUGCAUCCAGUAUGAAGCCAAGCAUCAUAAAUGAGCUGAACAGUAAACUGCAGCAAAGAACCAAGGACACCUGGAGCAGCCAGAGAGCACUGAGCAGACACAGAUUUUCAGAAGACUCAGCCUCUGCUCUUAGCCCCCCCUCUGCUCGAUCCACGUCACCGUCUCCGAUUUCAUUAUCGCAGCCAUCAUUGUCCCCAUCCCCGACCCCUGCUUCCCAGUACCCUAACUGGGGACGUUCCCCAUCUCCUCAACCUCAAGUUGCCUCUCAGCCUCCACGUUCUCACUCCCCCCUGUCCCCAACAGGUUAUUCCCCUUACCCCACGUCCCCCAAACACAGACCUGUGUACCGGACCAAAGCACUAGAAUUUCAGUUCAUCCCAAGUCGAGAGUCCCGUAAAGCAGAGUCACACAUGAUGCAGCGUAGGCGAGCACCCAGCCCCCUUAUCUCACCCUCAGAGAGGCCCAAGGUGGGUCCACCACGGCCAUCUUCCCUUCCGCUGCUCCCUACCACACCUCUAUACAGUGCUAUGUACGACCUACGAGGUUCAAUCACCCCACCAUCACCUGGAAACCCUCUUGGAGAUCCUUACUUCUCGCCUUCUCCUCCCCUGUUUGCCCCCUCUGGUGCCCCUCCUCCUCCAAACUCCACUUUAGUUGUUUCUCGUUCCCUCUCCCCAACUCACUUCCUGUCGGGGACCUCUUCUCCGCCCAUGCAUCCUCACCCUCCACCUACAUGCCUGAGUUAUCCCCAUCUCCCGCCCCCUUCCCCUACAAAGCCUUUUGCCUCCAAGCCUCUGCCCUACUGGACCAAGUACGACGUUGCAGACUGGCUAGGAUACCUGAACCUGGGGGAGCACAGAGAUCGUUUCCUGGACAACGAAAUUGACGGCUCCCACCUGCCCUCCCUAACGAAGGAUGACUUUCUGGAUCUGGGUGUAACGCGCGUUGGCCACCGCAUGAACAUAGAGCGUGCCCUGAGGACCGUAAUGGACAGGCUGUCCAGCAGCCCGUUUCCCAUUUCUGUUCUCUCACCUCGGGAUGGACAGACUGACAGGAGGAGGGACGAUGGGAGUCGGAGCUGAGGUUGCAAACGCAGAAGCAGAAGGAGAGAGGGGUUUGAGUCAAUGAGGGAGGAAGGCACAACUGCUGCUAUCCAUGGUGGAUUCACACAACAAAUUACGGGAGAACAGAUUUACACAGAGAGCGACAAAAAGAGGGAGACAAGUCCCAAAGGGAGAUGGAAACACAGGGAUGGAAAAAGAGCUUAUGAUCCAUAAAGACACCGGCUGGCGCUCCCCAGUUGUGGCAGGUUGAUUUACACAAGUACACUCCCCACAUGCAUGCAGUCACACCCAUCAACAAACAAGUAACACAAAUACAGUUUCGUCCAAAAUGCAUACAAAGACACUAUGGCUGAAGCAGAUUGUACAAGGGAAGGGAUGAAACCGAACCAAAUACUUGACAGGAACAAUCAAAAGCCUGUUAGAUUUUUUAAACAAAAUCAAGCAGGUUGUGAUGUUGCCGAGUUAGAAAAAAGGGGUCUGCAGCUGUUUGUUAAAUAUUGCUCUAACCCCUCAGCCAGCUGGUUAAAACUGUUCAGGUUUAAGAGUGGAGCCCAUCAAGAUUAUUUAGAGUGCAAUCAAUGACAACCCUGCCCCGUGUGAAUGGAUGUAAGUUUUAACUGUAUGUGUGAAUAUCAUUAAGGAAAGACUAUUUGAGAGUGAGGCUGCAGGUGUGAGGCUUUGCUGUCUGCAUGGUCAACGUAGGAAGACGCAGGGCAGUAUAUCAUGAAGGUGCAUACCGAUAACUGCCGUCCUUGAUUUAAAACCAAGGAGGCUGGCUUUGGUUCGGCUUUAAUUGGUUUUAUGUCUUGUUUUUACCUCACCGUUGGUAGGGCUCCUUCCUCACUGCAGGUCCUGUGAUCAGGAUCCGAUGUGUUUUCUCUAUAGCUCUUUAUCAUCUUUAGUCUUAUACUGACAUAUAUACAGACUGGUCACUGUAUCACACAUUUGUAGCAAAAAUAAGUGCCCAGACCAACAAAAUAAUAUAAAAAAUGUAAACACUGAUACACACACAGGCACCCGUAUUACUACUAUACACGCCUGCAUGCAUACACCAACAUGUAGACAUACACAUACCCACAAGCACUUGCAAGUGGUUGUGUUAGAGUUUAUGGGACACCUUAUAUAUAGCCACAUGUUGGGAUCCAAGAUAUACUUAUACAAAAGGAGACAGACUGUGCUUUCAACGUAACAAUGUGAAGAGAUAUCCCCCGAGGAUUUUAUUUAUGGAGAAAGACUUCCUUAGCGUCGGGACAACUGUUGUACAACAAUUCAGACCUUCCAUACGAGGGAGACUGGACAGGAGAGGGGAGGGGAAGAGGAAAAACUGCCAUUUACUUGCUCUUUCCCAACCAAUCCCCCCUUCUCCUUCCAGGAGAGGCCCCCCCCUCUCUCGACUAAAUCCAGGAGGAAACAAACAGCCACCCGGCCGAGGAGAUCUGAGAGGAACGCUUAUGUCGAGUUUUAAUACUAUGAUUGUUCUUACAAUUUUUAAACUUUAAAUGGGAAUACUGGAAUACUGAUAUUGAUAUGAAGAGAUUUAUUAUAACUAUUAAUCAUUACUUUCAUCGUCCUUACUGUGAUAGUUUCAGAGGGUUCCUGCUUUCUGCCUUUGGUGUCUGAUACGGCGCAUUGUGCAGUAAGUUUAUUUUCUGACUGUGAUGAAGAAAAUUGUCUUGGUUAUAUAUAUAAAUAUAUAUGUGUAUACUAUAAAUAGGUAUUUUUGAAUUAAAGAUGCAUAUUAUUUUGUGCACGGUACCCUUAACAUCGCUUCUAUGUGAUAAGAAGCAUUGCAACUUAAUGUGAAGCACAUUUCAGAUACUUUGUUUUUCUUUAUCCUUAGGCUACUGCUUCUCUUUCGUCAGACUGUGAGGCUUUUGACAAUGACAAAGAUGGCUUAAAAUAGGAUUCUUUUUUUCCUCUUUUAAAAGUUAGUUGGCACUUAAUAAUGUGCAGAUACUGAUUGUGUAGCAACUCUUAAUUUAGGGAUGCCAAUACACAAAAGUAAAAAUCCGUGUCAUUGUUUUUACAAAUCAUUUCGCACUAAGUUCCUUCUAUUUCUCCAUCAGCUUCCACUGCACAUGUACAUCUCCUUACAACUUCAGUCCUGAAUUCUCAUUGUUGCUGAGAUCAAAUAUAAGGGCUCUCUCAUGACCUCUCUACCUUGAACAACAGCUCACCUCUCCUGCUGCUUCGAGUCCUCGAACACAUAUCACACGUGCGUUUUACAUCGGGGUGUAGAUGGGGAGUUUCCUUACGGCCCUGCUAUCUAGCCUCACUGUUUUUGCAAAAAAGAUAAAUGAGUUUUCAAAAGUGCACAUACACAGAAAUGUGAAGGAGCAAAGGUGGUUUUGUCUCUGUAAAUGCUCGGUGCUGGUGGUCAAGGAGAGAUUGUAUUUGAAUGCAGAGGAAAUGGCAUUAAGGACGAUGAAAACAAUGGUCAUCUAAUUAUGGUUUAAGAUGUAAAAAAGUCUCAAAAGUUCUAAAGAAUCUCUGUCUUCCAAAUAAUGUUUAACAUAAAAAGGUACAAUGUAUUUAUUUAACUGUAGUGCUUUCUAUACAGUUCGACCUGUUCUCUACAUCUGCCUACUUCAACUGUUAAUAACCUGACAGUAUUAAGAGCUCCAGUCUGUUUUCUCCCAUCGUUUGCAUCUACUUGUUUGAACAUGGCAUUUUCUGCUGUCAAUGCUUACAGCUCAUUGUUUAUUACCAGCAUAUUAUGCAAUGACCCUAUUGCCAUUAGCAACUGUGGCUUUUCACAUUUCCCUUUAAAGGUUUUGCAUCUAAAAAAGGGCGUGUUUCUGAAAGGGUGAACAAGCAGAAUGUGGCAUCCUUUCCAAACUUGUUUCAUAGCCAGAUUCUACCUGUCCCUAUCAGGUCUCAAACAUUUGCUAGUGAAAAUAGGGCCAAUAAAUGACUGUGGAUAAGACAUAUUGAAGAUCACUUACUGAUGAAAUGAUCACAUACGAGAAAUCUAUUUUUGGGAGACUUGUCAUUAAUCCUUUCUUUGCGUUUUAAAGUAAUGAAUAUAUGCUGGCUCCUCAUUGCUGUCAGGAGAAAAGAUGGAAUUGGUCUCACUCUAUAGAAAGCAUUUAUUUUCCUUUAAGAGAUCUUUUAAAAAAUGAGAAUAUGAACUGGUGAAAAGUAACUUACAGAAUGUAUAUGUGAAAUACAUAUACAGUACACAUUCAUAUAUACAUGAAUUUAAAUUGUUUUAAGAGAUAAUAAAUUGUUAGAAUUAUAAAGAUACGGAAGCAAAGUUCUAUUUUAUUUUUCCUAUAAUGAAGCAUGUUUCAUUUCCACCUGGACACCUGUAGUACAUUUACUCCCUGGACAUUUUCUACUCCCUAGCUCACUUUAAUAAAAAAAAAACGCCCAAAAUGUGUCAUCACCCCAGCAAAUAGUCAUCCGGUUGUCAUGUUAAUUUGUUAUGUACUUUAACACCGAAUGAGAUCAAAUCCAUACCAAGUGAUCAAAUCCAAGUCAACAAAUUACAUCCAUUAAAUGCCCCUGCACACUAAAGCUACCCCCAACUGAUACCCUGUAUGCACAAAUGUGUCAAGUCAUUUUUAGGCCAUCAACAGAAAUGGUAGUUAAGACAGUGGUUACAAUAAUGUGAAUUAUUUUAAAAUCAAAACAGAACAUUUGUAGAAAAGUGAAGAACCAAAGUAAUUUUAAAGGACUUUUAUUUGAUUAAAAAAAAAUCCAAGCUAAUGCAGAAUAUUAAAAACAUACACAACCAAAUCACAUUACAACAUUGUACUAAAGAAGGUGCAGAGGGCCAGUACCUGAAAGAGAGCAAAGAAGAGCAGUCAGAAUAGUAUGAAUCCCACAUGGUUCACAAAAUUGUUUCAGAAAUCAUCUCCUCAGAGUCUGCCUUGUCAGGGGCAGAGCUGCACUUCUGUCAUCAGUGAUUUUCUGAGCCCAGUGCUAUACAUCAUAAGAGAUUAGCAUGCACAGUGUGCAGGAUAUUUAUGAAACACACCUGAUGCAAGUCCAGUCUUUAAAUGGUUUUACCACCUGAAUCACCUGAGAGAAAGAAAAAGGAAUAGUUAGUUUCUUGUUAUAAUUAUUACUUUUGAUAAUCAUGAACUCCUUUUCUCCUCAGAAACUCUGGCUUGUCAGGGCCAAAGAUGCACUUUUAUCUUCAUACUGACUAAGAGCCCAGUGCAAGUCAUCAGGGGAGAAAGACACAGCUAAAGCCACACUGGCAGUAGAUGGUAUGUACAUCUGAAUUCACAAGAAUAACCUCGUAGAUACCUGUUAUUCAAUUAAUACCGCAGACUACUACAGCAGAGACACAUUGGGGUGAAAUGUAUGAAUGCCUUCUUUAAUCUCAUAAAAAGCCCAUGAUCAUCCAGAAUAAGGUGUCUUGCAUAUUAAUAAUAAAGUGUCUGUCUCCAGUUUGGAGCGCUUGACAUGAGAACAUUGAUAUGUAACAUACCUGCAAGGUCCAGCCAAGGAGUGUUUCCACGUGUUGAAUGUGAUCUGAAAGGGACAAAAGUAUGUUUUAAUGUGUUGACAUGGCUAAAACAGUCAAGCAACAUUAGUUAAUUUUUCUCCUCAGAAACUCUGGCUUGUCAGGGCCAAAGAUGCACUUUUAUCUUCAUACUGACUAAGAGCCCAGUGCAAGUCAUCAGGGGAGAGGGACACCGCAUGACACAGUUAGCUACCAUGCUAAUCUAAGCUAGUAGGUUACCACGUGGAGAAAGGCCCGCUGGGCUACCAAUUUUCAGGCUAAACCAUCUAAAUUGCUGUGACGGUCAGGAAACGGGUGAGUUUAGAGUUCUGAUCCACAACAACCUUAAACACGUGUACCUUAAGUGGCCACAUGCGUUGCGUUUUAACCACAUGUCACAAUGUUAAGUCCGCAUUCAAUUUACCCAAACGUCAUUUUUGUUAUACAGCCUUCACAAAAGCGUCCAAGAUUGUGUUGCUGUUUGAUUAGCAUUAUUCAAACAUUAUUCACGCAACUUUAACGUUGUAAACAAUGAGUGUUACGUUAGCGUGGAUGUUACGUUAAAGUUAUCCUUAUUCAUCCACAGAGCAGGAACAUGCGGUAGAUUGUUGUAGAUGCAUCAAUGCAACACUUCACUUUACUCAAUACUAUAAUAACACAAAAUGUUAGUACUCAAGUGAAAUUAAUUUCAGCUUUUUUAAAAUCUUACCAGACCCACCGAUGCUUCAGUCGAGGCAGACAGAAAUCAAGUGACUGCUGCUGCCUCCUACUCGUCCUUUAAAUAUUAGCAGUAUGCAGCAAGUUUAUAAAAUCUUCUCCGCCGCCUACUGGUCUGGAGCACAAUAUUUACUAAAAACAAGUCUUAAGAUCUAACUACCUUAAUCAGGGAAUAUAAAUAAUAUUAUUUGAUGGCAGAUUCCAUAUUAAUCGACAAAUGCAUUGAGAAAUUAGCUCCACCUGAAUAUUUUGUUAAUAAAAUGAGCUGGAAAUAAGUUUUGCUGUCGUUGCCCUCCUGUGUUAUCAGCAUAACAUCGUGUUAUUUUACGUCACUAAAACACUAAAAAGCUUAAAUAAUCGCACAGAUGUUGACAUUGUCACAACCAAAUCUAGGUCAUAGGAAGAUAAAUGCUACAGGCCUUAAAGCAUUUUUCUCUGUGCUUAAGCAGGUUUCAAACACUUCUAGCACAUCCAAGGUGCGAGUCAACCUGCUUGUAGCACUAACAAGUGUAUUUCUGUCCUCUCGUGGCCACAGUGAGUAAUUCUACUUGUAAAGGAAAAUUCAAAACCACAGAGUUGUACUUCCGAAUGAUACUUUCAAAAUAAACCAUGUAAAAUACGUACUUGUACAUUUUUAAUACACGGGGAUUGACAUUGCCAGCAUUACAUGGAGGUAAAAGAGAACGGAAACGCAACAUGUUAAACAAACCUUACAGUAAUAUUUCUUAUAAAAAGUUACUUUAAAAAUGUGUGUACUUGUGUUCCAAGCGCUACCUACAUUUCAGGCAUUCUCUGCCCUCUAGUGGCCUCAGUGCGCAACUACAUCUACAUAUUGUCAAUGUCUUAUAUAAUGUUACACUUCACUCAGUCCUACAUUGUCAGAAAAAAAUAAGGUAAAAGAAAAAAACAAUCCUUCAUCUUCGUUUCCUUAAAUCUAUUGUAUUUUCAAUGUUUUAUUUUAAUUAUUAUCUUCCAUAUAUGAGUUGUUUAUUUGUAUUUUUGUUGUAUGUUAAUGCUAAUGUAAGAACUCUAUGUCUGAAAAUGUGCAGUAUAAAUAAACCUACCUUUUCUGUAUACUUGAUGUAUGUAUAGGAUUUACAGUCUAUGGUAUUU